Drosophila novamexicana is the source of this 2641-nucleotide messenger RNA. RefSeq names its product endoplasmic reticulum metallopeptidase 1-like. The record is from RefSeq and is a predicted model, not a curated record. Gene Ontology annotation, biological process: proteolysis. Bases 17 to 2632 code for a protein of 871 amino acids. Gene Ontology annotation, molecular function: metalloexopeptidase activity. Lineage: Eukaryota; Metazoa; Arthropoda; Insecta; Diptera; Drosophilidae. The transcript is spliced from 10 exons.
AGCGAAUAAGUACAGAAUGGGAGACAAGCAGAAGCUAAUAUUGGCAGAGUCUGUCGAAACUCCUGAGAAUGUGGUUAAAAAGGAUGCAACUUUGAAAGUACCUUGGUACUUUGCCAGUGGUUUUCUGCUUUUCUGGGGACUACUCUUUUUCGCUGUUGUGAUACCAUAUUUCUAUCGGUUGCCCACGGCUCUUACAUUGGAGGACGCAAAGAAAAAUGUAUUCAUAACAGAACGCGCUUAUAAGAAUCUGUAUAAACUAUCUAACAUUGGUAACAAAUUGGAAGGCAGUACGCAAAACGAGGUUGAGGCAGUAAACUUUAUUUUAAACGAGCUGGCACAAAUCCACGAAGUUCUCCUGGAAGACUACUUUGAGAUGGAAGUUGACGUGUCAAGAGCAUCUGGUGCAUUCGUAUACAAAACCAUGCUAAACAUGUACCAAGGAGUUCAAAAUAUUGCUGUAAAACUAACGCCGAAAGGUAGCACAAGCGAAACGUACCUCCUCGUCAACAGUCACUUCGACUCCAAGCCAGCUACUUGGUCUGCCGGUGAUGAUGGUUUCAUGGUAGUCACGAUGUUGGAAGUCCUGCGUGUGAUUGCAACCACAAAGCAAACCAUCGAACAUCCGAUAGUCUUUCUCUUUAAUGGAGCUGAAGAAAGUGCUAUGCAAGCAUCUCACGGUUUUGUAACUCAACACAAAUGGGCGCCAUACUGCAAGGCCGUAAUCAACCUUGACGCUGCUGGUAGUGGGGGUCGGGAAGUUCUAUUCCAAAGUGGCCCCAACCACCCAUGGCUUGUAAAUUAUUACAAAAAUUACGUCAAACAUCCUUUCGCUACGACCAUGGCCGAAGAAAUAUUCCAAUCUGGAAUUAUUCCGUCGGAUUCAGACUUUCGACAGUUUAAUUUAUUUGGCAACAUCCCAGGAUUGGACAUGGCCCAGUGCAUUAAUGGAUUUGUCUACCAUACAAAAUAUGACUUGAUUGAUGUGAUUCCUCGUGAGUCCUUGCAAAACACCGGUGACAAUGUUCUUGGUCUGGUCCGAGGCUUGGCAAAUGCAACCGAACUGCACGAUACACAGGCUUACAAGAGUGGACACUCCGUCUUCUUCGACUUCCUGGGACUCUACUUUGUUCACUAUUCUGAAACUACAGGAGUAUCUCUGAACUAUGGCGUUGCCGGAGCUGCCCUUAUUUUGAUAUUCGUUUCAAUGUGGCGCAUGGCGGCUGUUUCCCGAAUAUCCAUAUGCCACGUGGUGCGCUGGUUUAUAUUGGUCAUAAUCAUCCAGAUUAUUUCCUUUGUACUUGGACUGGCUCUUCCUAUAGUGGUGGCAUAUGUAUUUGACAAUUUGGGACUGUCGCUCACUUACUAUAGCACUCCAUUGUUGGUGAUCGGUCUUUAUGUGUGCCCCUCACUCAUUGGCCUCAGUUUGCCUAUAACUAUUUACUAUGGUAUCCAGCGCAACGAAAAAAUUUCAACAGCUUAUCAUCUCCAACUGGCGUUGCAUGCUCAAACGCUCAUCCUGGCUCUUCUAGCCGUUGGCAUUACACUAUAUGGCUUGCGUUCUGCAUAUAUAUUCGUUAUUCCUCUGAUUUUCUACGUGAUAUCUUUGGCUUUUAAUUUGUUGACUACUCUGCACGAUCGUGGUUUUGCAUGGACCGGUCUGCUUAAGGCGAGCCAGAUAAUUCCUUUCUUAUACAGCAGCUACCUUUUUUAUAUAUUCGUGGUAGUACUUACACCAAUGGGCGGUCGUUCAGGUAGUGCGACCAAUCGGGACUUGUAUAUUGCUGUCCUGGCAGCAGCAGGAACGGUUCUAUCAUUUGGAUUCUUGAUCCCGCUUAUCAACGCUUUCCGCAAACCCAGUCUUGUGGUGUUCUCUCUGCUUGCAAUCACAGCUGUUGCUGUGUAUUUAGCCAGCAGCACACAAAUCGGUUUCCCGUACCGACCCAAGACCAACGGACAGCGGGUUUCAUAUCUGCAAGUGCGAAAUAUGUUCUACGAGUACGAUGGUACGCUCAGUAAGGACGAGUCUGGCUACCUAUUUAAUUUUCAGGAUCGACGAGAAGAAAAACCACUUUUGGGCACAAAGGUCAAUCUGACUGGUUUAGUUAGCAUACAAUCGGAUUGCGAGACCCACAUGAUGUGUGGCAUGCCGUUGUAUGAUUAUCGCUAUGCACAGAAUAGAUUACAAAGCAAAUGGUUGCCGCGUUCUGAACCCAUAGAACCACCAGCAUCUUCAAGUUUGGAAUUGCUUAGCAAAACCGUGGUUAAUGAAACCACAGUGCGCUUUGAGUUCAAUUUGACAGGGCCCUCGCACAUGAGUGUGUUUAUUCAACCCUAUGAAGAUGUGGAAAUAAGCGACUGGUCUUUCUUACGUAGUUAUCUUGAGAAUCCACCAGCGGCACCUUUAUCAUAUCAUAUCUACUUCACAUACGGCAUUGAUAGUUCCCCCUUAAACUUCUUUUUGGAAAUUUCGAAACCUGAUGGCGACUUUAAUGUACCAUUGUUCCAACUUGGAGCGUCGAGACAUUUCAUUGAAAAUGAGGGAGAUGCUCAAGCUGUGAAGUUCGCAUCUUCAUUCCCCUCCUAUUCUAUAUUGGCCGAGUGGCCUGCACUUUAUGAACGAUACAUUUUUUAAUUAUUGAAG